GGAGACGCCUGCGCUGUUGAAGUCCGAAUAAUCAAGAUUGCAGCAUCUUUUAUGUAGCAGGAAAAUAAUUUCAUAAAGGCAUAGGUCGCGUGGUAUCGGGGACGCGCGCAGUCACGGGAACUGGAACAGAGCGCGUCCCCGUCAACAGAGAUCGCGCUCCUAGUCAGCAGAGAAUCACACACAGCGCAAGAACUAAUGGUGGGAUCGGGUCGGAGCAAGCUGGCGUUGAUCUGUACACAAAAUCUCUCGGCGCUCAUUUUGCAACGCGAACACUCAACGGGCAAGGAUUAAGACGUAAUAAAACAUAUGUGUAUGAACGGGGGACAAGAACGCACAGUAUGGUCCGGGAAACCAGACACCUAUGGGUGGGGAAUUUACCCGAAAAUGUACGAGAGGAGAAAAUUAUCGAACAUUUCAAACGGUAUGGACGGGUGGAGAGCGUCAAAGUCCUCCCGAAGCGCGGUUCGGAAGGCGGAGUGGCGGCCUUCGUGGAUUUCGUGGACAUCAAGAGCGCCCAGAAGGCGCACAACUCCAUCAACAAGAUGGGGGACCGGGACCUGCGCACCGACUACAACGAGCCGGGCACCAUCCCCAGCGCCGCGCGCGGCCUGGACGACAGCCUGCCGCUAGGCACGCGCACGCGGGACGUUUCGGGGUUCACCAGGGGGGCGGGGGGGCCCGUUUACGUGCCUCCCGCUUCGCUCCACAGCCGGGAGGGGCGCUACGAACGCAGACUGGACGGGGCUGCGGACGGUCGGGAGCGGGCCUAUGAUCACAGUGCCUAUGGACACCAUGAGCGCGGUGGCGGCGGCGGCGGCGGCAGCUUUGAGCGGCAGCGGCACUACGAUACGGACUAUUACCGCGACCCCCGGGACCGCGCGCUGGGCGGGGCGGGUGGCAGCUCCGGCGGCGGCAGCGGGGCAGGCGGCGGGGGCCCCGGCGGGGUCAGCGGAGGCGGCGGAGGGGCCGGGCCAGGCAGCGGCGGCACCGGCGGCGGCGGCGGAGGGGGCGUGGCCGGCGGAGGGGGCGGGGCAUCCGCCUCGGUGGGCGUGGCCUACUACGCGUCGCGCAGCCGGAGCCCCAGCCGCUUCGAGACGCCCGAGCCGCGGUACGAGCCGCGCGCCCGCGAGCCCUUCACGCUGGCCAGCGUCGUGCACCGCGACCUCUACCGCGAGGAGCGGGGUCGCCGCGGCGACCGGGCCUACCACCACAGCCGCAGCAGGUCGCCGCACUCCACGCACUCGCGGAACCCCUCGCCGCAGCGGCUGGCCAGUCAGGCGGCGCGACCCGCCCGCUCCCCCAGCGGCUCCGGCUCCCGAAGCCGCUCCUCCAGCUCCGACUCCGUCAGCAGCACCAGCAGCAGCAGCAGCGGCAGCAGCGAUUCCAGCAGCAGCUCGAGCGACGAGUCGCCGGCGCGCUCCGUGCAGUCCGCCGCCGUGCCCGCGCCCUCCGCCCCGCCCCCGCCCGCCAUCGACAAGGACGAGCCGCGCAAGAGCUUCGGCAUCAAGGUCCAGAACCUGCCCGUGCGGUCCACAGACACGAGCCUGAAGGACGGGCUGUUCCACGAGUUCAAGAAGUACGGCAAGGUGACGUCGGUGCAGAUCCACGGGGCGUCGGAGGAGCGGUACGGCCUGGUCUUCUUCCGCCAGCAGGAGGACCAGGAGAAGGCGCUCGGCGCCUCCAAGGGGAAGCUGUUCUUCGGCAUGCAGAUCGACGUCACCGCCUGGAACGGCCCCGAGACGGAAAGCGAGAACGAGUUCCGGCCGCUGGACGAGCGGAUAGACGAGUUUCACCCCAAGGCCACGCGCACCCUGUUCAUCGGGAACCUGGAGAAGACCACCAGCUACCACGACCUGCUCACCAUCUUCCAGCGCUUCGGCGAGAUCGUGGACAUCGACAUUAAAAAGGUGAACGGCGCCCCGCAGUACGCCUUCCUGCAGUACUGUGACAUCGCCAGCGUCUGCAAGGCCAUCAAAAAGAUGGAUGGGGAGUAUCUAGGCAACAACAGGCUAAAGUUGGGUUUCGGGAAGAGCAUGCCCACGACGUGCGUGUGGCUGGACGGCCUGGCCUCCAACAUCACAGAGCAGUACCUCACCCGUCACUUCUGCCGCUACGGACACGUGGUCAAGGUUGUGUUUGACAGACUUAAAGGAAUGGCCCUCAUCCUGUACAACAACAUUGAAUACGCACAGGCUGCAGUCAAGGAGACCAAGGGCUGGAAAAUCGGGGGCAAUAAAAUCAAGGUGGACUUUGCCAAUCAGGAGAGUCAGAUGGCUUUCUAUCGCUCAAUGCAGACAUCUGGGCAGGACAUCCGAGAUUUCUAUGAAAUCCUCUCAGAACGAAGAGACGAGCGCAGGCCGCCGUACCACGAGUUUUCUGCUGAGCGGGCGUACUACGAAAAUGUCCGCACCCCGGGCACCUACACGGAAGACCCUCGUCGGAAGUACCCGGCCCGCAACCGCGAGUUCUACGCGGAGUGGGACCCCUACGGCGGCGGCGGCGCCGACUACUACGACCCGCGUUACUACGACGACCCGCGCGAGUACCGGGACUAUCGCGACCCCUACGAGCAGGACAUCCGCAAGUACAGCUACCUGCAGCGGGAACGCGAGCGGGAGCGGGAGCGCUUCGAGACCGACCGCGAGCGAGACCACGGGAGACGUACGAUCGAGCGCAGCCAGAGCCCCUCCCACCCCCGGCGCCCCGCCAGCCCCGCCGCGUCCCCCUCCCCCUCCGAGCGCCUCCCCAGCGACUCCGAGCGACGCAUCUACAGCCGCUCCUCCGAGCGCAGCGGCAGCUGCAGCUCGCUCUCGCCGCCGCGCUACGAGAAGCCGGACAAGGCCCGGCCGGAGCGCUACGGCAAGGGCGAGAAGCCGGAGAAGGAGCGGCCUGCGUUCGAGGCGGAGCGGGGCGGCGGCGGGGGCGAGAAGGACAAGCGCGUGGGACGCAAGGAGAAGCCCGACAAGGAGAAAGGAGAGAAGCUGAAACUGAGGAAGCUGAAGGUGCCGUCCCCCAGCAUCCCGUCGUCGGAGACGGACCCCGAACCGGACCGGGAAGCCAGCCCCGAAGCGGGCCCACGGAUGAAAGGAAGCAAGUUGCCAGCCAAAGAGAAGGAUGCUUCUGGCAAGGGCCGUCUGGACUUACCACCCUGUGUCGUUCAGCUUACGCGUGUCAAGGAGAAGGAAGGGAAACUGGUGGACCAGGCUGUCAUGGAGAAACAAAGGCUGAAGGCGGAGAAUGACUGUGUUAGGUCUCCACCACUACCCCCACCUUUACCUGCUGAACAGAGGGCGCUGUCCUCCCGCCUGGACCUUCAAAAGGGAGAACUGCCGAAGCAGGGAAAAGUUCUCAAGGAAAAAGGUUUAGCCAGCCAGGUGGAGGUUGUGGACAAGGAAGGGAAGACUAAGCCCAAGAAACACAAAACUGAACCCAGCUUUGAUGGCGGUAGCUCAUCUGUGGAUGUUGAGCGACUGGCGGCACGAAAAAGGCGUUUCGCAGAUGCUGGUGGGAAGAUGGAGCGACUGAAGAGGGUCAGCCAAGAGGAAGAGGAAGUAAGGCUUGGGCUGAAGAAGCUGGCUGAUGGUGCCAUUCCCAAAGAUGUAGAAGGGGACAGGAAGGUCCUGAGGAAAGAUGCGCCCAAGAGAGAGCACCGCAAGGCUAAACCAGAGAGGCUGGUCACUGUGUGCAGCCCCACAGAAGGGCCUGAGCCAGAGAACAUUGCUGCUGGACUAGGCUUGGGGCUUAGUCUGGAUCUGCAGGCACGCUUAGGGGAGCCUACAGAAGAGGCGUCCGACCCCUUGGACUUUCCGGGCAGGAAGAUUGGGGUAUUAGGGUCAAAGUCCCAAGGCCGUCCAAGUCUUUCUGGAAUGUUUUCUGAAGAUGGCAGCCUCGAUCAGGAUGAUAUGAGGGAGCAGGAGCAGCAAGGUUUUCUAGAUCUUGCUGAUCAGGCUUUAGUGCAGACAAAAGGCAUUGGAGAGGGUGAAGAGCGCCUCUCUCUGGACAUUGACCACUCCCAGAGUUGCCGAAAACAGAUGGAGCAGAGUCGACGGCUCCGCCAGCAGCUGCAGGAACCUGACAAGUCGGAUAAACCUGACAGUCCGCGUGGCGAAUCUGAGGACUUUGAGCGCCGCAGUUUAGUGCACGAAGUGGGCAAGCCCCCUCAGGACGUCACGGACGAUUCUCCGCCCAGUAAACGCAAGAAGCUGGAGGCUUUCGAAUUUGAGAUGAGUUCGAAAAGGGAACGUAACUAUCGGAGUUCCCGGCAGCUGAACGAGGAAGCCGAAAGGAGCAUGGCCACCGUGCCGGGACUGCGGCACUUCUCCUACCACGAGGAAGACAGCAGUGCAGACUCGCCCCACCUCGUCACUGUGAAAGAACCUAAGAAUUCUCCAAAAGCAGAGGAAAAGGUGUACUCGCACUUAGACCUCCUGAAGUACAACUUUAGCAGAGUUCGGGGCUCGCACUCGGACCUGACUAAGAUCAAGGCUUCAUCUCUCGGGUGUGAAGAUGAGCUGCAGCACCGGUGGGAGAGUAGAGUGAAACAGGAUCCACUUCGACUAGAUAUGAGCUUCCCCAGCAGUAUUGUGAAACGGGAAGGCAUCCGCAAGCGCCUAGUGCGUGAACUGGAGCCCGGAGAGGUACAGUCGGACUCUGACGAGGACGGCGAGAACAAACAUCACUCGCCUAAGCCCUCGACGUCUCUCUCCUACUUUCUUAGGGAGCGUGAGGAGAGGCUGUCGGACCUUAAACUAUCGGGCUCCCUGGAGAGGAACAAGUUCUAUUCUUUUGCACUGGACCAAACCAUAACGCCAGACACGAAGGCUCUGCUCGAGCGAGCGAAGUCGCUGUCCUCCUCCAGAGAGGACAACUGGUCCUUCCUGGAUCGCGACUCCCGCUUCGCGAGCUUUCGCAGCAGCAAGGACAAAGAGAAAGUGGAGUCCGCCCCGCGGCCGAUUCCGUCCUGGUACAUGAAGAAGAAGAAGAUCCGCACGGACUCGGAGGGGAAGCUGGACGAUAAAAAGGAGGAGCCGAAGCACGAGGAGCAGGAGCGACAGGAGCUGUUUGCCUCUCGCUUUCUGCACAGCUCAAUCUUUGAGCAGGAUUCAAGGCGCUUGCAGCACCUCGAACGCAAGGACCAGGACCCUGAGCUGGGUGCAGGGAGACUAGCUGGGAGACAGUGCUCAACCGAGGCACAGCUUGGAACAGCUGGGGGAGACGUCCUUCAAGAACCCAUCGUGCUCUUCCACAGCCGUUUCCUGGAGCUACAGCAGCAGAAAGAGAGGGAUCAGCGGCCAAGGGAGAUAGAAAGAGAGAGUAGUGUUGAUGUGAAUGAGAAAGAGAAGCUACAGGAUGGAGAACAGAAGCAGCAGAAUAUUAUAAAAGUACAGGAGCCUAUGCCCGACGCAGAGAUCAAACCAAUCAGCCCUGUCUCAGUUCUCCCUGUUUCACUAUCUCUUCCGGUUCCCCGAGAGAUGUCGCCACCACAGGAGAAGCCAACUGUCCAAACUCCACCCCAAGAGCCUUCCGUCACACAGGUGAAAGAAGAAAAGGUGGAAGCUGUUCCAGAAAUCUCACCACCUACAUCGGUUCCUCUGGUAGAGAUCCAGCCACCCACCAGUAUCAGUGUUACACCACCAGAACCCGUUUCUCAAGAGACAGAAAUUAAAUUGGAGCCAAAGGAAGAGCUGUGUGAACCUAAGCUCCCAACAGAAAACACACUGACAGCAGAGAGCUCUGCAUACUUUGAUGUCAAGCCUCCCACUCCAGGGGCCACACUGAGCAGUUUGGAGCCAGAGCCUGGCGCCCCAGAAUUCCCCUCUUCUACGUCCCCCAAGCCUGUCGAAAAUACAGAGACAGUGAAAGAAGAGGAGAUUACGCCUGACAAAUCUGAACCCCUGGAUGGUGUGAUGCCCCAGAAACUGGAAGAACCUCAGGAGGGACUGGCUCAAGUCUCUGACGACGCAGAAGCGGAGCCCGUGGUACCAGCCCGCAAACUGGGGAAGACCAAAAGGGCCAAGCCACCCCCGGCACCGCCACCACCUCCACCGGCUCAGGCAGCUGGUGCCGAGAAGCCAGCCACUCGUAAGAGCGAGCGUAUCGACAGGGAGAAGCUGAAGCGGGCGUCGUCCCCACGCGGAGACGUGUCUAAAGUUAGCUCGGACGGUAAGACCACAUCAAAGUCUCCUAUCCAUGCCCCCGACACCGAGCCGAACUACGAGCCUAGUCUGCUCGUCGGCAGGACGCGGCGCCGGAAUGUCCGUUCCGUGUACGCCACUCCGGUUGAGGACGAGGCCCCGCAGCAGCCUGGGAAGGAGGUGACGGAGGCCCCCCGUUCCACUCGAAAGCGGGGUGCCGACAAAGAGCAGGUGCAACAGCAGCAGCAGCAGCCGCCCCAGCAGGAAACUCUGACUGCCCCUACCACCCCUAGACGAGGCCGCCCUCCGAAGACGAGGGUGAAGGGCGAUCCACCGAAAGUGGCCGAGGGGGAAGAGGCCGAGAGCAAAGAGCUGGGAAGCAGCGGAGAAUGCACCAAGGCGGCGGAGGGGUGGCGUUCGCCCCGCACGCAGAAAGUGCAACAGAAUCAAGGGUCGCCACCUGGAGGGCUCGGACAGGGCAGGAAAGCAGGCAAAACGGACAAAACGCCUGAAUGCGCAGUUCCACAGUCGGAGCACCCUGGGAGUGACGUUGCAGGUUCUCUGGAAUCUCCGACCAAGUUGAAAGAUGAGACCUUGGAAGAACCGGUUGCGAAGCCUACGGAGGAUGAUGCCAAGCAGCAGCAAGCGACGGUACCGAGAGCGGAGAAAGAGAAAGAAACAACAGAUCUGGUUGACAGGAAAUCCAUUGAGGAGAAGACUGCUGAAAAAUCUGAGCCCCUGCUUGUGGAAAAGCGGCAGCCGUCAGAGAAGAGCGGGAAGGCAAAGGCAGCAAGGUUGACUCGCAACACCAAGAUGGUGACGGAAGACAAGUCGUUAAGCCUGAAGAACCUAGAGAUUCGUCUGAGUGUUGAUGAUGUGAAGGGUGUUUUGCGCUCGGGGGAAGAUGAGCCUGAGUCUUUUGAGGCCUCUCCAAAAAAGCCUAAACCUGGGGUGUCAGUCAAGGAGGAAGCAAUGGCACCUUGUUUCCUCAAAGAGGCGCCCAGCCCUGAGGAGAAAGAGGAGGUGCUGUCUGAUCCUGAACCCCCAAUGGACCCAGCUGCUGCCUUACUGGCCCGUCAGAUGGAACUCGAACAGGCAGUGGAAAACAUUGCCAAGAUGACAGAAGUACCCACCCUGCCACCCUACAAGGAACCUCCUGCAGAGCCGCCAGCCCUACUGCUGCCAGUUGUCGAAGAGCCAGAGGCUGAGAUCGAGGAGGAAAAGCCCGCUAACCCCGCCAGUGAGACUGAACUUGCUGCUGCUAUCGACUCGAUCACUGCAGAGGACAUCUCGGGCGAUGCAGAUGGUUUCACAGCUCCCCCUACUUACUCUACACUCAUCCCUUCCUCCGAGCCGCUGGUGUUGCCCCCUGCCACUGAGGCCAUGGAACCGGAAACCGACUUUGCCAUUAGAAAUAUAAUGGAUGCAGAACCAGAAGUGGGAGGUCUGAUAGCAGAUUCCAAGAAUGCAGAGCCAGCCGCUGCAGAAAAACCUGUCCCAGGUGAGUUGCCUGCCCCAGAAACAUCGAGGAAGGGGGGGAGUAAAGUUAGACCCAAAGCUCCGAAGAAGUCCAGGAGUCGUAAGGCUCCUGCUACCAGAAAGGGGGACCCUGUGGAGGAUAGCAUGACAGAACCUGAGCCCGCUGCAGUUAAGCUGCCAGACUCUAUCCCUGAAGACACUCAGACCGUUAACCCUAAAGCAGGGGCCACCUCAGCCGCGACAGCUGUGGUCACGACUGCUGCCUCCUGCAAGCAGGAGGUGGGACACGCAACGUCGGUGGCUGUAGAUACGCCAAAAGAAGCAGAGCAGCCAGCGGCGGAGCAGCCUGAACCCCAGGAAUCUGCUUUUCACUCAAACAGUAAGAGCCCCCCUCAUUUCAAGCUGCAGCAGCCGCCGGCUGAGCCUGUGGCCCCUGCCCUCACUCCGUCGCCAACUCGGCUGAAUUUCUCUGCCCCCCGUCCUGCCAAACUGCCGGUCUCUCCGCCCGAUUGGCUUAACAGAUCCGAAGAGGCGGGAGUCCUGUCAACCCCGCCGACUCAGGCGACGGUGGCCGCCCCCCCUCUGCCCACGGCGGCGGCAGCUCUGGUGGCGGCCCCGUCGGGGAACCCCCCUUUGCCUCCUGACACCAAGGCCUCAGACAUCGACCCCAGCUCCAGCACUCUGCGCAAAAUCCUCAUGGAGCCCAAAUACGUGUCUGCUUCGUGCGGCAACUCCGCUCCCAAGGCGCUGCUCACAACCACAACGUCCCUCGGAGAUUCGCGCAUGUCGGAGACGGAAAACUCGUCCGAUUUUCUGACGGCGAAGCCUUCUCCUCCCGAGGACCGACCCUCACCCGUGACGCCUCUCCCCACGCUGCAGCAGCCGCCUCCGCCGCCGCCUCCUGAGACCCAGCAGCCCUUCGGGGAGAAGAUGGUGAAUUCGGUCAUCUCCUCCACGGCCACCUCCGUCAUCAGCCGCAUCCACAUGCCCUUCGACUCGGAGGAGACGCCGCACAUCACUCUGGGCAACCGCAUGUCGUUGCCCAAGCAGAAGUACCGGUCCAGCGUGAACGAGAACAACCGCUACCACGGGCUUGUGGUGGCGGAGGAGGGGAGCAGUGGCGGGCGGCCCAUGGUGGAGAGCACGACGUACACGGGCACGGGCUCCAGCCCGGGGCUCAGGGUCAACACUUCGGAGGGGGUCGUGCUGCUGAGCUACUCGGGGCAGAAGACGGAGGGACCCCAGCGAAUCAGCGCCAAAAUAAGCCAGAUCCCACCAGCCAGCGCGGUUGACAUCGAGUUCCAACAGUCUGUGUCUAAAUCUCAGAUCAAGCAGGAGCCGCUCACCCCAUCCCAGCCUCCCACCCCUAAGGGUUCCCAAACGCCGACUGGUUAUGGCCACACUGGGGGAGUCUUAGCUGGCCAAGCUUACAACACACAGCCUGUUAUUUCAUCCAUCAAGCAGGAGAGUCCUGGCUCAGAUAAAUCAGAUUCGCCGUACCAUUCUGGGCCACAAGGGGGAGCUGUGAAAAUGCUCCAGCAAUCUGUGGGAAGCCCUCAAGUUCUUAUGUACAAUCAGAGCAUGAUGCAGCAGCAGCAGCAGCAUGCAAAGAAGGGGACCGGGUCUGAUGGUCUGCCUUUGAAGGUUGAUUCGGGUAAGCUGCCCCAGGCCACUAACCUGAGCCCUGUCAUGAGCCCUCACCACCCUUCUUUGGCGGGUAACCACAUGGGUUCCAGUCCCAGCACCCCAACCGAAAGAGCAGUGCCACACCUGAAGCAAGAGCCCCACUCCCCUCGAACGUCGGGCCACUCGCCCUCCCCUUUCUCGAAAGUGUGCCCCCCGAGCAGCUCCGUCUCCCCCAUCGGCACCUCUGUGGUCCUGGGCCCCGGGAUGCCCGCGAUGUCGCAGUUCGUCUCCGGCGUGCACCACCAGGAGCAGUCUGUGAUCAUGCCCCCCCACAGCGUCACCCAGUCCGUUCCCAUGAGCCACCUCUCCCAGGGCGAGGUGCGGAUGAACACGCCCCCGCUCUCCGGGAUGGGCUACGGAAUGCACCCGGAGUCCCUGGCCUCGCCCCGGUCCGGACACCAGCAGCGCUCGAGCACGCCCCAGCCGGCCGGCAUCCGGGACAUGGUCCUGCAGUCGCACGCGGGCUCCGCCGGGGGCGGCGGCGGCGGGGCGGGCGAGGACGACGUCCGACACUUCCAGAGCCUGCGGCGGCCCUCCGUGCCGCAGCUGCAGCCGGACGUGAUGGUGAUGCCGACGGACUACCGCGGCCUCUCCCACGGCGGCCUGCGCCUGGAGCAGUACGGCCUGCCGUCCCGGGACGUGCGCAUCCUGAUGCACCACCAGCUCGGCGAGCACCCCAACCCCGAGUCGCGCCAGGCGCGCACCCCGGAGGCCGCCCAGUCCUCUUCGUCCUCCUCCACCAGCAUCUCCUCUUCUUCCUCGUCUUCCUCUUCUUCCAAAACGCCCCCGGUUGGGAAGGGCGUGACGCAGUCGGGGAAGGACGCGCCGAAGCCGCUGGAGGUGAAGAUGCCGCCCUCGCCGCACGCAGAGAGCAGGAUCAUGGGAGUCCAUCCCACUGUGCCUGUCAUGGUGCCCCCCCAGGGGGUCCAGCUCAUGCACCCGGGAGCCGGGAGCUCCUUCCCGGAAUAUCCAGGCGUGUACAGAGACAUGCGGGGCUUCCACUCCCAGUUUUCCGGUCACUCCUCCCUGGGGAUGAACCUCGCGCCCCGCAGCAUCACCCCUUCCCAGAGUCUUCAGGAGGGUGACCGUGAUCGUGACCGUGACCGCGACCACGCCCACCGGAGCAAAACGCCCCAGGUGUCGUCUUCGGGUGCCGUGGGGGCGGGGCCCGAACCCAAAACCGAGAGCUUGCACCUCCGUCGCACGGCGACCAUAAAGCUGCCCCACGCCCCCCGGGUCCUGGGGGAGACCGUCUCGCCUUCCUACGUCUCUUCCAUUGCCUCCGGUCACCAGGUCACCCACAAGCUGGACCUGGCUCCUCCCAUGCAGAAGGGCUCGCAGUCCUUCCUGUCCGCGCCUCUGCCGCCGCUGUCGUCGUCGUCCUCGUCGUCCUCCGGCUCCUCCCAGAUGCGGCCCGACGGCAAGCUGGAGCACACGGGCCACCGGUCCGACAUGGUGCAGCUCCUGACGAAGUACCCCAUCGUGUGGCAGGGGCUCCUGGCGCUGAAAAACGACACGGCUGCCGUUCAGCUGCACUUCGUCUCGGGCAAUAACGUCCUGGCGCAUCGCUCCCUGCCCCCGCCAGAGGGGGGCCCCCUACUGCGCAUCGCCCAGAGGAUGAGGCUGGAGGGGUCGCAGCUGGAGAGCGUGGCGCGCAGAAUCACGGUGGAGAGUGAUUACUGCCUCCUGCUGGCGCUUCCCUGUGGCCGCGACCAGGAGGACGUUCUGAACCAGACUCACGCCCUGAAGGGAGGGUUCAUCACCUACCUGCAGGCCAAGCAGGCAGCUGGCAUCAUCAACGUCCCCAACCCCGGCUCCAAUCAGCCGGCCUACGUUUUACAGAUUUUCCCGCCUUGCGAGUUUUCGGAGAGCCACCUGUCCCGGCUCGCCCCCGACCUCCUGAACAGCAUCUCCAGCAUCUCGCCGCACCUCAUGAUCGUCAUCGCCUCGGUGUGAGGCCUCUGUUUACAACCUGCUGGACCGCAGACCCCACCCCACCCUGACCUCCGCACUCCAGCAGUCGCAAAAAAAAAUAAAAUAAAAUAGAAGAAGAAAGGGGAAUCCUGGCUCACCGUUCUGGCUGGGCUCUCUGUUUUUAACAUUCUCGAUGAUGUCCCUCCUCGUCCUACUCCGCCGCCGCCGCCGCCUUCUGCCUGCACUUCCUGGUCUGCGUUCCACCUCUGGCUUUCGCCGAGAGCGCACCGGAAAAAAAAAGGUGGAAUUCAAUUUGCAGUCGAUCCUGCGGGCCGCGUUUCCCUGCUCUGGUCCAGCGUGCUUGGGAGUGCUUUUUGCACAUUCCUGUUUUUAAGGUUGUUGGCGAGGCAAUCGGAGGUGGAUUUGUUGGAACAGCAAACGUGGAGGCGGGGGGGGACAGUCAACAGGUGGAUUGUUUUUUUUUUUUUUUUUUUUUUAAUUCAAAUGAUGAUUGUGAUUUAUUAUUUUUUAACAAAAAAAAAAACUAGAAAAUGGAUCGGAUCAGUCAUUGCACUAUGUUGGAGGAAAAUACCUUUUUCAUAAAAAACUUGGACCUUGUACAGAUUAAAUAAAAAAAAAUAAAAAAAGAUGCAUAAUACGACAGGAUGGAUUGACACGCUUUGCUUGUAUUUAAAAAAAAAAAACUGCUCUGGAAAAAGCAAACAAAACUUUUUUUUUUUGUGAAUCUAGGUAAGAAAAUUGCGGCGAAUCAUGGCAGCCUAACCAGUCUUUACUCUUACUACUGCUUAACGACCAUUCGACUAUUAAUCUACUACUUUACUAAAGACCGCUCUCCGGUUCCACUCUGUUCCCGCCCCUGGGACACGCGUGGGGGUGUUCGGAGUUGUACAGUUUACACUAUAUGCCUCAACGGGGGACGAUAUACAUACUUUUUUUUUUUUUUUUGCUUCCUUCUCCUUUUUUCUUCUUUUUUGGCUGAGGGUUCGAGGGGGGGGGAGUACGCAGGACUGUGUAAAUACUAUAAAUAUUUAAAGACUCAGACAGAAUGCUGGGAGUCCGGGUGGGACGACUUUGUGAAAAAGGCGAAACUUGCCGCCGCCGUCGUCAGCUGUGGAAACAGACCAGGACGAGGACACCCGGGCGCCUCCCGGCAGUGUCGUUCAAAAAGUGUUUUGUUUUUGUUUUUAAGAAAAAAUGUGCCAAAUUUGUCUUUUCAGCGGGAAUAAAUAAGUAAAUAAAUAAAUAAAUAAGUAAACCGACCAGAAACUUAAAUGGAAUUGACAAAAAUCAGAUCUUAUUUUCAUACUUGACUUUGUAUUUGUCACUCAUUCGUAAUUGAUUCUGUUUUCUUUUGUUUUUUGUUUUUUGUUUUACUUUGCCUUGUUUUUACGGUUAAAUUUCUGUCCUUUCUUCCCAUGUCUGUGUCCAUUCUCUCUGUGUUUUUGAGGAAUUUGCUGUAAAGCCAGUCUGUAAUGGUUAUAGGCUAUAAAUUUCACGGAUACUGUUCUGCAAACUGGUCAGUGUUUUCCCUCCCCACAAUGUUGCCUGUCCCUCAUGCCUGUAUGUUUUUGGAUUUUUAAAAACAUGCAUCUGAAAUUAAUGUUGAACAUGGCCCAGAAGUUGGGGGGUGGGGGUGUUGGGCUGCCGAUGUACCCGUGCUUGAAAAGGAGGGACACUCCACUUCCUUCAGUUGCAAACGCAAAAGGAAAAUGGCGGAGUCCGGAAUGUCGGGAUUGGAACUCUGAAGCUGAGCCGUGAGAAUGGAUGUAUGGACUCCCUUCUCUACUGGUGUCUCCCUGAACCUCAUUUGUACAUAGUCGCAUCCAUUAUCUGUGUUCAUUUUUAUUUUUUAUUAUUGUUUUUUUUUUGUUUUUUUUCAGGGUCAUUGUUUUGUCAGACAAAACAAAAGCAGUCUAAAAAAAGGCAGAACCAGGUGCAAAGCCGAAGCUGAAAGCAAAACCAUGUUUCUCAGUUUUGUGGUGUAAAUAUUUGUACGACUGCAGACUGACUGCUCUCUCUCUCUCUCGUGGUAAUGUUGAAGGCACUUAUAAUUUUGAUACACAAAUAAAAAAAGAAAAAGAAAUACCAAAACAAACAAACAAACAAACAAAAAAAAAAUCAAUCUUAUAUGUUGUCUUUGGAGCCAUCUCAUUUCAUUGUUUUGAGUGUAUUUAAUUGUGCCUCUAUGAGGUCAUUUUAAGAUGUUUGUAUAAUAAAUUGGUUUACACACA
This is a messenger RNA of Anguilla rostrata (American eel), 13465 nucleotides long. RefSeq names its product spen family transcriptional repressor (gene spen). The coding region runs from base 339 to 11255 and encodes 3638 amino acids. The record is from RefSeq and is a predicted model, not a curated record. Lineage: Eukaryota; Metazoa; Chordata; Actinopteri; Anguilliformes; Anguillidae. Gene Ontology annotation, molecular function: mRNA binding. The transcript has 15 exons. Gene Ontology annotation, biological process: regulation of transcription by RNA polymerase II. Gene Ontology annotation, cellular component: nucleus.